CAAAGUUCAGCAAAGGGAUGAGGGAGAAGUGAGAAGUGAUGAAGAAGGAUACCAGGGCUCCUGGUACACUGCAGUAAUUGUUGAUUCCAUUUGUGAGCAUAAGUUUUUGGUGGAAUACCUGACACUACGAACUGAAGACGAAUCUGAGCCCCUUAAAGAAAAGGCACAUGCUUCUGACAUUAGGCCCUGCCCUCCUAUAAUUCAAAGAAUUGACAGAUUUAAAAUGGUUGAAGAAGUUGACGCAUGGUAUAAUGAGGGAUGGUGGGUUGGUCUUAUAUGCAAAAUCCUUGACGGCUUAAAGUACAUGGUUUAUUUUUGGACGACAAAUGAGGAGCUGGUGUUUGACCAUUUCACUUUGAGACCCCAUCAAGAGUGGAUAGAUGGGAAAUGGGUCAUUGCAUUCAUGAAAAAAUCUAAACUCCAACUGAAGCCCAAACUGAACUUAAAGAGACGGAAGGGUGGAGUAGCCAGUCAUACAAAUUUUUGUGUUGGAGCAAAGGUGGAGGUGAGGAGUGAUGAAGAAGGUUACCAGGGUUCAUGGUACCCUGCUACGAUUGUGAGACCUCUAGGAAAUAGGAAGUAUUUGCUACAAUACCAGACUCUAGAAACUGAUGAUGAAACUGACCUUCUGACUGAAGAAGUAGAUGCUCUUUUUAUAAGGCCUUCUCCCCCAGUAAUCCAACAAGCUGAUCAAUUCAGGCCACUUGAUGAAGUUGAUGCUUGGCAUAAUGGUGGAUGGUGGGCUGGUCAAGUGUGCAAAGUCCUCAUAGGUUCAAAUUAUAUGGUCUACUUUCGAACAACAAAUGAGAUCUUGGAAUUUCAGCAUUCUGAUUUGAGGCCCCGUCAAAACUGGCUAGAUGGAGAAUGGAUUGCUGCUAAAAGGGGUCGGUAUAUUCAUGAUCAGGACAAAGCAUGAUGAUAUUUACAGACUUGAACAAGCUCCUCGAAGAUCUUGCACUUUUCUCGUUCAUAAAAACAUCAAAUUGUGCAGCGAAACAUCCCCAAGUUGCCUGACUUGUACAUAUAGUUUUACGUUAUCAUUCGACAUGUACAUGAAUAGUAUGAUCGACAAACUUGGAAGAGCUAAACUUUCCUUUUGUUACUAUUAUGGCUUCUUAAAUACAAUA
Messenger RNA from Solanum lycopersicum (tomato), 1127 nucleotides. RefSeq names its product protein AGENET DOMAIN (AGD)-CONTAINING P1-like. The record is from RefSeq and is a predicted model, not a curated record. Lineage: Eukaryota; Viridiplantae; Streptophyta; Magnoliopsida; Solanales; Solanaceae.